This is a messenger RNA of Symbiodinium natans, 2874 nucleotides long. The record is from the annotation of a GenBank genome assembly. Lineage: Eukaryota; Dinophyceae; Suessiales; Symbiodiniaceae.
AUGCAGUUGCAGAUCCCACCCCCUGGCUCACGGGACUCUGGUCGCUCAACAGAGCCCUCCGUUGAGGGUCGAAGCCCCAAGCUCUCAGUGCGAACCGGAGAUUCUGGUGAUCCACUCAAGAUCAUUAGCCCACGGUCCAACAAGACCUUGAAAGACAAAGAACAGAAGAACAAAGCUAGAAGAAGCGCGCCCUUGUACGUUUUGGUGUCAAGGAAGAUUGUUGACAACAGAUAUUUCAUGAUUUUCACCACGCUUCUCACCUUCUAUGCCUUGACGGCGGACGAUUUGAGGAUAAUCCUCACAGAGAAGCCGGCAGACAUAGUAUUCAACAUCAUGGGCUUAGUUUGUAUAGUGGUCUUCACACUGGAGGUGAUCCUCUCCUGCCUGGGGAAGGCCGACUACUACUUAGGGUUUUUCUUCUGGCUAGAUGUCAUCAGCACGGCAACGCUACUGCUUGACCUAACAUGGGUCAGUGAGGCUAUCCAGGGUGGUGGCGAUGGUGGCGAUGCCUCGGAUCUGCGGUCCGGCAGGACAGCAAGAGUUGGAGCCCGUGCUGGGCGAGUAGUUCGAGUGCUCCGACUGGUAAGAAUUCUGAAGCUUUACAAGGCCUAUUAUGAGGCCAAGCAGAGAAGACUCGAACGAGAAAGAAGAAAGAAGUCAGGUGAAGACCUGCAGGAUGACUGGGAUGAAGCAGACUAUGAAGCAGUUGAAAAAGCAGAUGGGAAGGCCAACGAGAGCCGAGUAGGAAAGAAGCUUUCCGAGAUGACAACCAGACGCGUUAUCUGUCUCAUUCUCGCAAUGCUUCUGAUUCUGCCCUUGCUCUCCAAGGAGUCUGCAGAUCAGACUCCAUACUCGGUUAGCUAUGGCGCCAAUGCUGUUUGGAAGGCAUUUCAGGCCAAGAUGGGGAACACCUCAUCUGCAGCGCAGCUUGCCACAACGUCGUACGACGAUGCGCUCCUUGACUACAUCUACUACCACAACUGGUACGUUGCAAACCAUCAAGCGAUGUAUUGUCCUGCUGCAAACUGCGCUGGAAGGUUUCUAGGCUCAUUGUUCUGGAUUGGCCUGGCAGGACCUCUGGGCAGUGUGGACUUCAGUUCCGUGUUGCAGUACACGCAGCUGAAUACCACGGUUGUGGCUGCCUUUGAGAGCAACCAGAUCGCCUCGUACAGCAACCAGGACUUGUGGAUGGCGCUUGGAACGUUGCCAUCUGAAGUGAAGGCAGUUCUUUCCGAGCCCUGGACACAGUCGUGUGCGACGUCGACGACUGACCUCCUCGGCUUGUCGCUGAUCAAAGCGGUUAUCAGCGGACUGAACCACCACCAGGUGGCAUGUCCGCUGGAUCUCCGGGCGACGGAGAUUCAGGCAUAUGCCUCCCAGCUUAUAGCUCCUGGCCAGCCAUAUUACCUCACUUUCUACUAUGACAUGCGCCCUUUCAAUCGACAGACUUCGGCGUUCAGCUUGGGCGUGACGUUCUUCGUGAUGGUCCUUCUCGUCACGGCGUCACUCAUGUUUACUAGCGAUGCGAAUCGACUGGUGCUUCGGCCUGUUGAGAAGAUGAUUGAGCGCAUCGAGGCCAUUCGAGACAAGCCUUUACUGGCAAUGAAGAUGGCUGAUGAUGAGUUCAAGGCCGAGGAAAUCAAAAAGGCGCGCAUGAUCAGGAACAAGCAGAAGCCCUUCACUAGAAUCGCCAUGGAAGCUUCCAGGCUGUGUGCCUCUCGACAAGAGGUCAUGGAGACAGUGAUUUUGGAGAAAACCAUCAUCAAGCUUGGAUCUUUGCUCGCCCUGGGCUUUGGAGAAGCUGGCGCCGACAUCAUCGGCAAGAACAUGAGCGGCUCCGACUCUGCUGGUGUGAAUGCCAUGGUGCCAGGGCGCAAGUGCGAGUGUAUAGUUGGCAUUCUUCGCGUGCGCGACUUCAGCACUGCGACGGAGGUCCUUCAGGCCAAGGUCAUGAUGUUCUCCAACCAAAUAGCGGAAAUCGUCCACGGAGUCUGUAACGAAUUCCAUGGAGCUCCGAACAAAAACACUGGCGACUCCUUCCUGGUCAUCUGGAAGGAGAGCAAUGAUGCAGGACUCGGACUAGAUUGUUCCGAGCUGAUGCAGAAGUACGCCGAAGGUGCCAUUGUUUCCUCUGCCUGCGUUAUUGGUGCUGUGCACCAUUCGCCUCUUCUUGGCAGCUACAGAGAACACCCUGGGCUACAGUAUCGGCUGGGCUCCAACUGCCGGGUGCACCUCAGCGUUGGCCUUCACAAAGGAUGGGCCAUUGAAGGUGCAGUCGGCAGCGAGUUCAAAAUCGAUUGUUCAUAUUUGUCGCCGAACGUGAGCAUUGCCACGUCCAUCGAGCGAUCCACUGAAGCCUAUGGAGUGUCGGUCAUGGUAGCGCAAUCAGUCGUUGACCUGUGUGACUACCCCAUUCGGUCCCAGUGCCGAUUGAUUGACAAAGUCAUCGUGCGAGGUUCUCCAGCACCGAUGGAGCUGUACUGUGUCGACCUGGACUACAUGAGUGUGGAAGUGGACUACACGAUGCGACCCAAGGUUCCCUGGAACACUCGCCAGAGGUUCAAGGUUCGACAGCAGAUUGAGCAAGAAAAGAAGGAAGUACUCCAGAAGGAUUUGGCAGACAUCUUCGUGACAGAUGAGGUGAUUCUGCAAAUGCGGGAACGCUUCACCGUGGAGUUCUUCCAGCUUUUCAAUAUGGGCUACCAGAACUACUCGCAAGGGGAAUGGCAGGUGGCGCGGCGAAUGCUGAUGCACAUUAAGAGCGAAGUAGCACAUGAAGAUGGCCCCAGCACGGCCUUGCUGAAGUUCAUGGAGGCGCCUUAUGGCUUCGAGGCGCCGAAAGGAUGGCAAGGCAUCCGUGAGCUGGUCUGUUAA